AUGCACGAACAAACCAAAACCUUCAUCGCUCGUGUGGGAGAAUACUUCUCCUUGGCCGAAAGCCCUGCCCUCGCCUCAACCCUCGAAGCUACAAUCGACGGCCUGAAAAAACCUAGCUGCUCAACUCCCGUAGAUUCCGACCCAGUUACCCUCAUCGGCUACCUCUUCAACAUCACCCUGAUCAUCCCCGGACCCCCAUCCGACUCUGACGAUGAAGAUGAUACACUCAGCAAGAUUAUCACCGGGUUGAAAGAAGUUGAAAAUAGCGCUGUAAAACACGCGCUAUGCAAUGUCCUCGUCGAUCUGGAGAUCCUAGUGUGGGAUGAGAAGGAUGAGUAUCCAGUGUAUGAGAUUGGCUUGAGGGAAGCGGUUAUGCAGGCUUAUGAAGUUUUGGCGCGGAUGAAGGAGAAAGGAGAGAGUUUGACGGUUUUAUUGAUUAAGGAUAGCCGUGAAGUGUGA
Molecule: messenger RNA, 459 nt
Organism: Parastagonospora nodorum SN15
Lineage: Eukaryota; Fungi; Ascomycota; Dothideomycetes; Pleosporales; Phaeosphaeriaceae
Exons: 2
Coding region: 1-459 (152 amino acids)
Source: RefSeq, a predicted model, not a curated record